AGAUUGAAAAUGGCGGCACCUUCCUUCAUUAUAUUACUUACACUCUCUCACCCCAUUUCACCACCAUCAAUCUCCGAAUCUCUCUCCUGGUUUCGUGGGUCUAAAGAUUAUUAAACAAUGGCAGACCAGGAGAACAACUAUGGUGUUAGAGUUACUCGCCAGGCGAAGAAGAGGGCCAUGGAGGCGAUUGGAUCUCAGUUUCAACCGGCGAACAAAAAGAGGGUCGUGUUGGGUGAGAUAUCGAGUAAUGCGGCUUCAUUGGAGAAUCCGAAGGUGGGAUCUGAUCUUGUUCAGAAGACAAAAUGUGGAUCGAAGAAGGUGAAGAAAGCUGUGAAAGCAGUGAUAGCAGCGGCUAAAAAGCAUGAACUUGCUGCCGAGAAGACGGACGACCCAUUGAUUGACCCUCAGAUGUGCGAAGCUUACGUCUCAGAUAUCUACGAGUAUCUUCAUAACAUGGAGAUGGAAGCAAGAAGAAGACCACUUGUUGAUUACAUUGAGAAAGUACAAAAAGAUGUUACUGUGAAUAUGCGAGGUGUAUUGGUAGAUUGGUUAGUAGAAGUUGCAGAAGAAUACAAGCUUCUUCCAGACACUUUGUAUCUCACCAUCUCCUACAUCGAUAGAUAUCUAUCAGUAAAUGUUCUCAACAGACAAAGACUUCAACUUCUUGGUGUUUCUUCAAUGCUCAUUGCAUCAAAAUACGAAGAAAUCAGCCCUCCACACACAGAGGAUUUCUGUUACAUCACAGAUAACACGUACACGAAGCAAGAAGUCGUGAAGAUGGAAGCCGAUGUGCUAAAAACCCUAAAAUUCGAAAUGGGAAACCCCACAGUUAAAACAUUUCUCAGGCGAUUCACUAGGAUUGCUCAAGAAGAUUACGAUUCGCCCAAUUUGCAAUUAGAGUUCUUGAGCUAUUAUCUAGCAGAAUUAAGCUUACUAGACUAUGGUUGCCUCAAGUUUUUGCCUUCCAUGGUGGCUGCAUCAGUUACAUUUCUUUCAAGAUUCAUGCUCAAACCGAAUUCACACCCAUGGAAUUUAACUUUGGAACAGCUCUCUGGAUAUACACCCUCUGAUUUGAAAGAAUGUGUUACAAUAUUACAUGAAUUACAAUCAAGUAGAAGAUGUGGAAAUUUGGUAGCUAUUAGAGAAAAAUACAAGCAACAUAAGUUCAAAUGCGUGGGUGAAUUGUUGUCUCCUUUGGUGAUUCCAUCUUCCUUCUUUAAUAGCAUCAAAGAACGAUAGUUUUGAUGAAGAUUCAGAUUUGAUAUAGAAGUUUUGAUGGAAGCUGCAGCUUUGACCCAUAACUUUGAGUGGUUUGACUAGAUUGAUGCUUUGAGGGUCUUGAUUGAUGUUCCUAAUGGAAGCUUUGGAUAUGACUGUAAUUGUUCUUCUAGAUACUGGAUUUUGGAUAAAGAAAGAAAUGUUGAUUGGUUGUUUAAAUGAAAGAGAUAUGUGGUAAUGGUGUUUUUGGAAAGGUUGGGAUGCUAUUAAUAGCAACAUGUAAUAAAACAGAAACUUACAUUCAUAUUACAAAAACCUUCCAUUA
Lactuca sativa (garden lettuce) is the source of this 1543-nucleotide messenger RNA. Its product is annotated as G2/mitotic-specific cyclin C13-1. The record is from RefSeq and is a predicted model, not a curated record. Gene Ontology annotation, molecular function: cyclin-dependent protein serine/threonine kinase regulator activity. NCBI's taxonomy places the organism in Eukaryota, Viridiplantae, Streptophyta, Magnoliopsida, Asterales, Asteraceae. Gene Ontology annotation, biological process: mitotic cell cycle phase transition.